AUAGCGAUAUUGCCAUGGGAAGAGUGGUGGGAGUUUGAACAAACCAAGGAUGACUCAAAUCCCCACAUCGCAUUGCUACCGUUGCAUCCUGAUUAUCGAGCCAAGUUUAAUGUUACAGCUGCUUGGGAAUAUGCUCGUAGCAUGGAUGGUAAACCAUAUGGCUAUCACAACUUGAUCUUUAGCUGGAUCGAUACCAUCAGCGGAAACUACCCACCUCCUCUGGAUGCUCAUCUUGUUGCUUCUGUCAUGACAGUUUGGAGCAAAAUUCAGCCUGAUUAUGCUGCUAACAUGUGGAACGAAGCUCUUAACAAGCGACUCGGAACAGAGGGUCUUGAUCUUCCUGAUGUGCUGGUGGAAGUGGAGAAGCGUGGAUCUUCUUUUGACGAGUUGCUGGCAGUUCCGGAACAAGAUGAUUGGAUAUAUAGUGAUGGGAAAUCAACUUCUUGUAUCGCUUUCAUCCUCGAAAUGUACAAAGAAGCUGGCCUUUUCGAUCCAAUCUCUAGUUCUAUUCAAGUCACGGAAUUCACGAUCAAAGAUGCUUACAUGCUCAAGUUUUUCGAGAACAACGCAAGUCGUUUUCCGAAAUGGUGCAAUGACAAUGACGAUGUGAAGCUUCCAUACUGUCAAAUACUUGGGAAAUAUAGAAUGGAACUUCCCGGUUACAACACAAUGGAGCCAUACCCGCAUAUGAACGAGCAUUGCCCGUCUCUGCCUCCAAAAUACCACAGACCAAAGAACUGCUAGAGCCGAAUAAUCAACUGUAUUGUCUGUUUGUUAGGAAUGACUUCGUGUUGUUAUUAUUAUGCACGAGUUAAAUUAGAAAAUUUCACUUUAAAUUGAAAAAAAACCAUUGGGAAGAUUCUGUAUA
Camelina sativa (false flax) is the source of this 868-nucleotide messenger RNA. The record is from RefSeq and is a predicted model, not a curated record. NCBI's taxonomy places the organism in Eukaryota, Viridiplantae, Streptophyta, Magnoliopsida, Brassicales, Brassicaceae.